CACCCUUUGCUCCUCCUCUCGGAGCCGGCGCUUUGCUGCAGCCCCUGACGUCAGCUGCCCGCAGUCAGCGGCGGCUCCGCCCGACCCCGUCCCCAGUCCCCCCGCCCCGCACCCCGCCGGCCCAGCCCCGGACCCGCACCCGACCCCCGGCACCGACCCAGCCCCGGACCCGCACCCGCACCCUCCCUCCACCCGCGGCUCGGUCCCGCAGCAGCGCCGGAGUCCGGGGCCGACCCAUCCAGGCCACCGCCCCGCUGCCCGGCCCGGGAGCGCCCGCACCGUUCCCCGCGGUGCCCCCUCCCCGGCCGUUGCCAUGGCGAGCUUUGACUCUCUGUCCAGCCCGUUGAUGCGACAGAUCGACAAGCAGUUCCUGGUCUGCAGCAUCUGUCUGGAUCGAUACAACACUCCGAAGGUUCUGCCAUGUCUGCACACCUUCUGUGAGAGGUGCCUACAGAACUACAUCCCCCCGCAGAGCCUGAGCCUGUCUUGCCCGGUUUGCCGACAGACAUCCAUCUUGCCGGAGAAAGGAGUGGCCGCGCUGCAGAACAACUUCUUCAUCAGCAACUUGAUGGAGGUGCUGGGCCGGGACGGGGUGUGCAACCGUGAGGAGACCUCGCUGACCGCCAGUGUGGGCGGCGUGUCCGGCCACUGCCUGUCAUGCCCCAACCACGCCGGACAGGUGAUGGAGUUCUACUGCGGCUCGUGUGAGACGGCCAUGUGCCGCGGUUGCACCGAGGCCGAGCACCGGGAGCAUCGCACCGUCCCGCUCCGCGAUGUGGUGGAGCAACACAAGGGGGCGCUGCAGCUGCAGCUCGACACCAUCCGCGGCCGUCUCCCCCAGUUGAGUGCGGCGGUGGAGCUGAUCCAGCGGCUUUGCCUGGAGCUGACGGAACAGCGAGAAGCGGCCGUGGGCAACGUCAGCCGCACCUUCGAGGAGCUGGAGCAGAUCCUGAGGCAACGCAAGAACAGCCUGGUGCAGGGACUGGAGCAACUGUGCAGCAGCAAGCAGCAGGUCCUGGAGUCCCAGCUGCAGUUACUGGUCCAGGGUCGGGAGCGGAUCCGGAGCAGCUCAGAGUUCACGGAGCAGGCCCUGCGUCAGGGCACGGAGGCGGAGGUGUUGCUGGUGAGGAAGCAGAUGAACGAGACCCUGGGGGAGUUGGGACGGGAGGAGUUCCCGCUGCAGCCGCAGGAGAACCAGCACCUGGAGUGUGUGCUGGAGACGGAGGGUCUUCGCCGGUCGCUACAGGGUCUGGGCUCGCUGGUCACCACCAGCGCGGUGGGACGACAGACGGUGGGGUCCGGCGAGGGGCUGAGACAGGCCGUGGUGGGUCAGCCGACGGCCGUCACCGUCACCACCAAGGACAAGGACGGGGAGCUGGUGAAGACGGGCAGCGCGGCCGUAGUGGCCGAAGUGACGGCUCCGGACGGUUCCACCGCCCACGGCCAUGUGGUGGACAACAGGAACGGCACCUACGAGCUGCUGUACACACUGCGGGUGGAAGGCGACCACCUCCUGUCUGUCACCCUGUAUGGGCAGCCCAUCCGUGGAUCCCCCUUCCGUGUCCGAGCCGCACGGCCAUGCGACCUCUCACAAUCCCCCGACGAUGUCCGGCGUCGAGUCAAGUCCCCCGGAUCCGGGCACAUCCGCCAGAAGGCCGUGCGGAGACCGGCCAGUAUGUACAGCAGUGGCAAACGCAAAGACAACCCCAUCGAGGAUGAACUCAUACAUCGUGUCGGCAGCAGAGGCCGUGAGAAGGGUGAGUUCAGCAACCUCCAGGGGAUCUCUGCCUCCGGCAACCGCAUUGUGGUUGCCGAUAGCAACAACCAGUGUAUCCAGGUGUUCUCCAAUGACGGACAAUUGAAGCUGCGUUUCGGGGUUCGGGGUCGGUCGCCGGGACAACUGCAGCGCCCCACCGGCGUGACCUUCCACCCCAACGGUGACAUCAUCGUGGCCGACUACGACAACCGAUGGGUCAGCACCUUCGCUGCCGAUGGCAAGUUCAAGAGUAAGAUAGGUGCGGGCAAGUUGUUGGGACCGAAGGGCGUUGCCGUUGACCGUAACGGCCACCUGAUCGUGGUGGACAACAAGGCUUGCAGUGUCUUCAUCUUCCAGUCCAACGGGAAGCUGGUGACACGGUUUGGUGCGCGGGGAACUGCAGACAGACAGUUUGCAGGUACACUGGAUGGGCCGCACUUUGUUGCCGUCAACAACAAGAACGAGAUCCUGGUGACUGAUUUCCACAACCACUCAGUGAAGGUUUAUAACUCCGACGGGGAAUUCCUCUUCAAGUUCGGGUCCCACGGCGAGGGCAACGGUCAGUUCAACGCCCCCACGGGGGUGGCCGUCGAUGCCAAUGGCAACAUCAUCAUCGCUGACUGGGGCAACAGCCGGAUACAGGUCUUUGACAGCUCGGGCUCCUUCCUGUCAUACAUCAACACCGCCGCGGACCCCCUGUAUGGACCCCAGGGUCUGGCCCUUACCUCCGACGGGCACGUGGCUGUGGCCGACUCUGGCAACCACUGCUUCAAGGUUUACCGGUACCUGCAGUGAUGGUGCAGUGGGAACGGGCACCCCAGUCCGUGGAGCGUGUGGGACAGAAGCUGUACCUGUAAAUAUACCUGGGCCAGGCCGGGUUAGCACCUGUGCUUGUAAAUACACCUGGAGUGGCCCGGACCAGCCCAGUAAAAGGCCUGGCACAAGAGCAGGGGUUCUAAAUCACCUGGAUAAGUCCGGGCCAGGACUUGUAGCUGCAAACAUAUAUGGACCGACCCAGGACAGCACCUGGGCUUGUAAAUAUACCUGGAGCGGCCCGGACUGGCCCAGGACAGGAUCUGGGGACCUAAAUACACGUGGACCAGCAGGGACUGUCCCAGGACAGGGCUGUACCUGUAGCUGUAAAUAAACUCAGACUGGUUCGGGAGAGGCGGAGAGAGGUGGCCUGCUCACACCCACUGACUACUCUGGGCUUCUGGCCACUGGCUGACCAUCAGACUGACCGCCGGCCUUCGAACCGCACCGGGACACGCCCCCACAUGCCAAGCUCCCGCCGGUGAACCUGGGCCCCAGGACCACUCACCGCAGGAGGAAGGGACCAGGGCAGACCCCCCUCCCCCCACUGACCCACCCCCCCCUCACUGGCCCC
Leucoraja erinaceus (little skate) is the source of this 3143-nucleotide messenger RNA. RefSeq names its product tripartite motif-containing protein 3-like. Gene Ontology annotation, biological process: negative regulation of translation; proteasome-mediated ubiquitin-dependent protein catabolic process; protein polyubiquitination. NCBI's taxonomy places the organism in Eukaryota, Metazoa, Chordata, Chondrichthyes, Rajiformes, Rajidae. The record is from RefSeq and is a predicted model, not a curated record. Gene Ontology annotation, molecular function: protein binding; zinc ion binding; ubiquitin protein ligase activity.